This is a messenger RNA of Malania oleifera, 2475 nucleotides long. RefSeq names its product probable inactive receptor kinase At1g27190. NCBI's taxonomy places the organism in Eukaryota, Viridiplantae, Streptophyta, Magnoliopsida, Santalales, Ximeniaceae. The coding region runs from base 332 to 2155 and encodes 607 amino acids. Gene Ontology annotation, biological process: protein phosphorylation. Gene Ontology annotation, molecular function: protein kinase activity; ATP binding; protein binding. The record is from RefSeq and is a predicted model, not a curated record. The transcript has a single exon.
AUGCCAUCAAGCUAAUCAACUUAGGUGUCACUUUUCUUCUGUUCAAUAGAAUAAUUUAAUUUGGAAAAUUCGAGCAGAAAAGACAGCCGUGUCCCUUAGGGUGGAGCUACGCCGUAAACGACGUCGCUUCAAAGAAAAAACGAUUUAAAACGAGUCGUCUCGUCGUAGCGGUCAAAGGCUGCAGUCUCUUUCUUCCCGAACAGUCAAUGCCCCGCCUCGCCCUGCCCUGCCCUGCCGUGCCAGUGCUCAUCCAGCCACUAUUUCAGUCAUCUUCGUCUUCAUCCGACGCCACCUCUAACCCACUCAGAGCAAAACCCUAGCUAACCCCACCAUGAAGAAGAGCUUCUUCAAUCUCACUCUCGCUGCGUUACCCGUUUUCUUCCUCUUCCUGUUUGCUGCUUCCGCGGCCACAGAAGACGAUGUGAAGUGCCUAGAAGGCGUGAAGAAGGCCCUCAAUGGCCCUGAAGGCAGCGUUCUCUCAUGGAAUUUCACCAACACCUCGGCCGCCGUCAUCUGCAAGCUUAACGGCUUGUCCUGCUUUAACGGUGAAGAAAUCCGCCUCUUCAGCCUCCAGCUCCCCUCCCGGAGCCUCGCUGGACGCUUGCCAGACUCUCUUCAGUAUUGCAGGAGCCUUCAGACCCUCGAUUUCUCCGGCAACCAGCUCUCCGGUUCCAUCCCGCCUCAGAUUUGUACCUGGUUGCCCUAUUUGGUUCGCCUGGAUCUGUCAGGUAACGAUCUCUCCGGUCCGAUUCCGCCCGAGCUUGUGUAUUGCCAGUAUCUCAAUGAUUUGAUUCUGGGAAACAAUCGGUUGUCUGGUCCGAUACCGUACGAGCUCAGUCAACUUGAUCGCCUGAAGUACUUCUCUGUUGAGCACAACGAUCUCUCGGGUUCGGUCCCUAUCGCUCUGGCCAAAUUUGAUGCCGCUGGAUUUCGUGAAAACAGGGGUCUCUGUGGUAAGCCCCUCGCAUCCAGGUGCCAUCGUUUGAGCGGCAAAAGUCUUGCCAUUAUCAUAGCUGCCGGAGUUUUCGGGGCAUUGGGUUCACUACUCUCUUCUUUUGCAAUAUGGUGGUGGUUCUUGGGGAGCUCUAGUCGGAGGAAAGGGCGUGGCCUUGGUAAUGGCAAUGACGAUGUUUAUAGCAGUUGGGUCGAGCAGUUGUGGUCGCACAAGAAGAUCAAGUUGACGGAUCUAAUGGCGGCGACUGAUUAUUUCAGUACCAAAAGCAUUCUCAAUUCCAAUAGAACGGGAGUUUCGUAUAAGGCUGUUUUGCGGGAUGGGUCGGUGCUGGCAAUCAAACGGUUGAGCAAUUGCCGGCUCGGCGAAAAGCAUUUCCGAUCAGAGAUGAACAGGUUAGGACAGCUUAGGCACCCCAAUUUGGUGCCUCUUUUAGGGUUUUGUGGAGAUGAGGAUGAUAAGCUUUUAGUGUACAAGCACAUGCCCAAUGGAACAUUGUAUUCUGUUUUACAUGGAGGAGGUGCUGAUAAAAGUAAUACUUGUAAUGAGUCUUAUGACUCUUGUCCAUUGGAUUGGCGGACGAGGCUUCAGAUUGGUUUUGGUGCUGCCAGGGGGCUUGCCUGGCUUCACCAUGGUUGCCAGCCACCAUUUGUACAGCAAAACAUUAGCUCGACUGUGAUUCUUCUUGAUGAUGACCUUGAUGCUCGGAUAACCGAUUUUGGGUUAGCAAAGCUCAUGGGUUUCGCUGCCUGCAGUGGUGGGUCUGUUAUUGAUGAGGAUUUUGGGGAGUAUGGUUAUGUGGCUCCCGAAUACACAACCACUAUGGUGGCAUCACUGGAAGGGGAUGUCUAUGGUUUUGGGGUUGUGCUUCUGGAGUUGGUGACAGGGCAGAAGCCUCUUGAGGUGAGUAAUGCAGAGGAAGGGUUUAAAGGGAACCUUGUGGAUUGGGUCAGCGAGCUCUCUGGCUGUGGUAGGAGUAGAGAUGCCAUAGACAAGGCCUUAUGUGGGAAAGGUUAUGAUGAAGAAAUUUUGCAGGUAUUGAAGCUUGCUUGCAAUUGUGUGGUUUCUUGGCCUAAAGACAGGCCUUCCAUGGACCGGGUUUACGAGUCGUUGAAGAGUAUGGCUGAGAAACACGGUUUCUUGGAACAGUAUGAUGAAUUACCGUUGCAUUGUGGCAUACAUGAUCUUGACUACAAGGAGUAACUUUGGGGAAGAGGAGAAAGGAAAAUAGACAGCAGAGGAUUGCAUUAUUUGUACAUAUAUGCAGCUCAGCUCAUGCUAUUUUGUGGUAGGGCUUACCACUAAGAGGGUAUGGUUUCCACUUCAGCAAGUUUUCCUCUGCCAAUGCUGAUUUGCUGGGUUAUUGUGAAUAAUUCAAGGAGCCUUUAUGCAACGUAGCUUUCUGUAUGUUAUCAAAGCCCCCGUCUGAAUUCAUUUGUCAGCAGCAUCCAAUUUCCCUAUUGUUAUUAACGUUGUUCCUCUGCUGAAAGUUUUAUCAAUAUAUAAAAUCUUCUGUUCUUAUC